CAAAUAUUGGCAGAUGGGAUGGCCAGCAUAGAGUCAUUCCCGGACCCAAGAAGACGACUCUCGCGCAGCGCGAGACGCGGCACGCUAGCUACCAAAAACGCGCCAACGCGCCCGAGCUUCCCGAAGCGCGUUUUGCUUCGUAGUCAUUACUGUGGACUUUUUUUGGCCAUUCUUUCCCCCUCCUCAUCUCCUCUUCUUUCUCCUCGUUCUGCGUUUUUCCCCCGUUGCUCCCUGCUCCGCCACAAAAAAUCCCCCACCUUCUCCAUUGUUUCGGCUUUUUUUGUCACCCUUCCCUGUGGCCGGCUCCGAUUGUACCUGAAAAAGGCCCGUCCGUCGCGAAACAUUGACCGAUUGGUUCAAUUGUUGUCCCUCGGGGCCCAUCGUACAGCCCCUCUCUUUCAAUAGUUUCUAUUGUUCUUCAACUUUAUAACCUCACAGCUCGACGCUAUCCUCUCCUCCCCUCCCUCUUCGCCGCAUCAAAAUCGAUCCAGCGCCUCGACUUGAAACUCCACAACAAGGAGAUUAUAUCAGCCAGGACAAAGGACGCCGGAGUGAUCCAUCAACGCUCUGUUGUUGUUGUUGAGUGACUCAUCGCGAGUAGUCAACAACACCUAUCCCUGACUUCUCGCCGCCCACCUUGAGCAUCACUAUUCCCUCACUUCCUCCCAUCAUCCUCCCAUUCCCCCACCCUCCGCCUCCCCUUCGGCCGUCCCGAGCAUCUCGCCAGUUCCGCACAGACCUUGUGCCCAAGCGACGCCACUCGUGCAGAUCAGAGGAACGCCGCUCCCCACGCUCCCACCCGUCUGGUGCAUCUCGUGGAAGCCUGAAUCAGCCCUAGAUUAGCGGACCCAACCACGCUAGCCUGCGCGCACCACAUUAGUGAACAACACUUGCCUAUUCUGGCAUCUCGUAUUGUGCUCUUUCCCAAGACCAAAGCUUUGGUUCCUAUCCCAUCUCAUCCCAUCUCUCUUCGUCUUUUGCAUCUUGAUUUGAUUCUUGUCCAUUAUAAUAUUAAUACUAUCAUUAUGCUCGCAUCUAAAUUUCAAGAGCCUGAGCGGGCUUCCGUCGUCCUCCCUACGGUGACUUGCUCGUCGUGCUCUGCCCCUAUCGCCCUGUCCUCUCUUGGCAACCACGUCUGUCAACCUGCCCCUCCUAUGCCCCGAGCACAGCCGUCGCGACCAGCCCAGAUUGCGAUUCCCCAGUCACGGCAAGGGGCACCUGGAUGGAAUCCAUCUCGCCAAGAUCCAUACUCUGCUCGGCCUGUAUUUGCAGGUCCAUCGAGCGCACAUCCAUCUCCUACAGAAUUUGCUAUUCCCAGGCGUCCAUCCGCCAACACCCUCACCCCCCACUCUCCAAACUUUCCACAAGCAUACUCUCCUCAGAUCAAAACCCCAUCUCCCUCCAGCCCGUUCUUUCCCAAUUCAACAGGCGGAUACAGCUCAUACGCUUCCCCGGAGCAUAUGCAAAUGCACAUGGUGGAUACUACCACCGGAGGCGAGUCUGGUAUGGCGGGUGUAGGGAGAAGAGCGUUCGCUACGGCGGCCUGGUCAGUGCGAGCGGGCGUAACGCUGGCGGCAAAUGCAAAGCAGCAAAGUGCCGAUGAUGCGCAUGUCCAGGAGCCUCCGCAAGUGCGAGCACCUCCGCAGACCACGGCUUGGCCUCAGGCCCGGUCAGAAAUUCACCACUCGCACACUGCUCCCAUCCCUCAGCAGCGAGAAGCUGCGCCUUCACGAGUGCAGAGCCCUGCCUCGCCCCCUCAGCGAUCGUACUCUGCUAUGGACCAACGCACGUAUCCCCUGAGAGGAAACGCAGGGCGGGGCGUCUCGAUGUCGUCAUCUGCCAGCAGCCAGAGCGGACUUACAGAUUUGCUCUCGGGUAAAGCCCAGAGACAGUCUAGUAACAAGCGCGACUUUUUUGAAAAGGUCAAGGAGCUAAACAGAAGUGGCAGUGUGCUCAGUCGUAGCAACACUAUGACUACCAGCAAUUCCAACGACAGGAUGGUCUCUAGCCCUGUUGACACUUCCUUUGAUCUCGACGACGACUAUGAGAAUCAGCCUUCGGCUCUUCCUUGGGCAACACCAGAUCUGGACGAGACGCCCCGUCUUCACAUCAAUACCCACUCUGCCUCACCUGAACGGGUACACCGCCGUCAAGCUACAAAUGGCAGCGAUACCUCGUCAGAUUCCUCAAAGUCUGGUCGAUGGGGUGCCACAAGUGGGCCCGAGAGCGAAGAGGUUGUCACACCCAGUCAGAGCUUCGACGGGCUGGCGGACAGAGCGCGAGGAGAGAUCAGGCUGGGACAGAUUGAAAAGGAAGAAGAGGAUGUCCUUGGACUGAUGUCAAAGGUGUCGAUGAGCGAUCAGGAUGGGGGCCGCAUACCGCCUUCCGACUCUGACUCAACCAUCGCUUCGUCUCGAGGGUAUCCUACUACAACAGUUCCCAAUACAACACCCAAUUAUAAAUACUCUCCGAACCACUCCCACCAGCGCAUGCCCAGCGUCAUGUCCCCGAGCGCAAGUAAGCUGGCUCCUCCCAGUCCUUCCCGGAGUAUUGCCCGCAAACAAAAGAGUUGUCAAAAGUGCGGAGAGAUAGUCGGUGGAUCGAAGCGGUUCGUGGAGCGAGAUGGGAUUGUGCUUUGUGAAAAGGACUGGAAGAAACUCUACUUGCCCUCGUGCAGGAGGUGUACCUUACCCAUCGAAAAGUCUGCCGUCUCUAGCUCGGAUGGUCAGCUCAAGGGCAAAUGGCACCGGGCUUGUUUUACUUGCUCUGACUGCGACCGGCCGUUUGCGGAUGAUGACUUCUACGUGUUGAGAGGAAAGCCCUGGUGCCAAUUCCACUACCAUGAGCAAAACGGUACCUUGUGCUGUUCGAGCUCUUGUAGGCAACCCAUCGAAGGGCCUUGUAUUGUCCUGCCGGGACCCGACCCUCAGCGAUACCACGCCGGCCAUUUCCGAUGUGACCACCGCGGUAGCUCCUCGAGCUCUCACCCGUGCAAAGAGAGCAUGGACGAAUACUAUGAUGUUGAUGGGAAGCGCUAUUGCGAGAAGCACGCCGGGGAGAUGAUGAGGGCCGUGAGGAGAGGUGGCGGGAGGGAACUGAAGGCAGAGAAGAGAAGGACGAGAUUGAUUGAUCUGUCGGCCAUGUGAGAGCUGAUUGAUGAUCUGUAGGCGAGUAGUAUAUAAUAUAUAUGUCGACUGGUUGUACCAUAGAAACUACAAAGGACAUUUAGAAUACCAUAUCAUUUGUUGGACUUAGCAAUUAUAGUAGUCUCCUUGCAUGUGAUGUAUUGUUUGACUCUACUGCAAG
Messenger RNA from Cryptococcus amylolentus CBS 6039, 3306 nucleotides. RefSeq lists its product as hypothetical. NCBI's taxonomy places the organism in Eukaryota, Fungi, Basidiomycota, Tremellomycetes, Tremellales, Cryptococcaceae. The record is from RefSeq and is a predicted model, not a curated record. The transcript is spliced from 3 exons. The coding region runs from base 1026 to 3146 and encodes 706 amino acids.